AUGGCGGACUUAGUGAAGCAAAUCUUGGCAAAACCAAUCCAAUUAGCUGACCAAGUGAUUAAGGUGGCUGAUGAGGCGAGUUCUUUUAAGCAAGAAUGUGGAGAACUCAAAUCCAAGACUGAAAAAUUAGCAGCCCUUCUUCGGCAAGCGGCUAGAGCUAGUUCUGAUCUAUAUGAGCGCCCCACUCGCAGAAUCAUAGACGAUACUGAACAAGUUCUUGACAAGGCCUUGACUCUUGUGAUCAAAUGCCGAGCUAACGGACUGAUGAAACGUGUUUUUACUAUCAUUCCUGCUGCUGCUUUUCGAAAAAUGGCCUCUCAGUUGGAGAAUUCUAUUGGAGAUAUGUCUUGGCUAUUGCGUGUGUCAGCACCAGCUGAUGAUCGUGAUAAUGAGUACUUGGGGCUGCCUCCUAUUGCUGCAAAUGAGCCAAUUUUGUGUUUGAUAUGGGAGCAGAUUGCGAUUCUUUAUACCGGGUCUGUUGAUGACAGAUCUGAUGCUGCUGCUUCGCUUGUUUCGCUUGCUAGAGAUAAUGAUCGGUAUGGGAAGUUGAUUAUUGAAGAGGGUGGAGUUCCACCUUUGUUGAAGUUAGUGAAAGAAGGGAAAAUGGAAGGCCAAGAGAAUGCUGCAAGAGCAAUUGGUUUGUUAGGUCGCGACCGGGAAAGCGUGGAGCAUAUGAUUCAUGCUGGUGUCUGUUUAGUGUUUACGAAAAUACUCAAAGAAGGUCCUAUGAAAGUUCAGGUUGUUGUGGCUUGGGCUGUGUCGGAACUUGCUGCCAAUUAUCCUCAAUGUCAAGAUCUUUUUGCUCAGCAUAACAUAAUCCGGCUGCUCGUUAGUCAUAUUGCGUUCGAGACGGUUCAAGAGCACAGUAAGUAUGCUAUUGUCAGUAAGGCUACUUCGAUUCAUGCUGUUGUUAUUGCUAGUAAUAAUUCGAAUGUUGCUGAUGAUGUAAAUAAGCAAGUGGUUGAUGAGGAUCAAAGUCGAAUUCCUCAUCCUAUGGGAAAUAAGAGCCCGAAUCAAUUGCUUAAUGUGGUCACCAAUACUAUGGCAAUGAAUGCUGCAACCAAGCGGUCUCUACAGAAGCCAGGGGCCAAUGCUAAUGGUGCUGCUCAAACAAACAUUGCCAAGAGUAAUGGUAGCAACAAUUUGAAGCAAAAUUAUCAGUCCCAUCAUCAACAUAAUCAUUCAAUUUCGGGGGUUAGUAUUAAGGGGAGGGAGCUUGAAGACCCUGCUACGAAGGCCAAUAUGAAAGCAAUGGCAGCUAGAGCACUUUGGCAUCUUGCCAAGGGAAACUCUCCCAUUUGCCGCAGCAUAACUGAAUCGAGAGCGCUCCUGUGUUUUGCAGUUUUGUUAGAGAAGGGACCUGAAGAUGUUCAAUACAAUUGCGCCAUGGCAUUAAUGGAAAUCACAGCAGUUGCGGAGAAAGACGCUGAUCUGAGAAGGUCAGCAUUUAAGCCUAAUUCACCGGCUUGCAAAGCUGUUAUUGAUCAAAUGUUGAAGAUCAUUGAAAAAGCUGACACUGAACUCCUUAUUCCUUGCAUGAGAGCUAUUGGGAAUUUGGCAAGAACAUUUCGAGCAACAGAGACAAGGAUGAUUUCCCCAUUGGUUAAACUUCUUGAUGAGCGAGAAGCAGAGGUUACUAGGGAGGCUGCAAUCGCUCUCACAAAGUUUGCCUGCAAAGAAAACUACCUUCACGUUGACCACUGCAAGGCCAUUAUAAGUGCUGGAGGGGCAAAGCACUUAAUCCAGCUCGUUUACUUUGGUGAACAAAUUGUUCAACUCUCAGCACUGCCUCUCCUAUGCUACAUGGCAUAUCAUGUGCCGGAUAGCGAGGAGCUUGCACGGGCUGAGGUGCUCACUGUCCUAGAAUGGGCAUCCAAGCAAUCUUACAUGGUCCAAGAUGAAACAUUGGACACAUUGCUGCCAGAGGCUAAAAGUAGAUUGGAGCUUUAUCAGCCCAGAGGUUCAAGGGGAUUCCAUUGA
Messenger RNA from Dovyalis caffra, 1980 nucleotides. The record is from the annotation of a GenBank genome assembly. NCBI's taxonomy places the organism in Eukaryota, Viridiplantae, Streptophyta, Magnoliopsida, Malpighiales, Salicaceae.